AUGACUGUCGUCGCCAGUUAUGGCAUGGUGCUGUGCGGUAACUCAUCGGAUGAUCUUCAUCAGCGUUACAGGGGACGGAUUGAGAAAGUGAAGUUCGGUGUUCCCAUAAAUGAAGCGUUUGCUCAUGAUAUUCCUGCAACACUUUUGGUAUUGCUAUUAAAAGUGAAUAAGGAGGGUCCCCUAAAGAAGGAUAUUUGGCGCGCACCGGGUAAUCAAGCUCAAGUCCGUAAGUUAUCACACAUUAUGCAACAUGGCCGAUUGGUGAACAUAGCUAAUUUUAGUGUAUAUACAGCAGCAUCAGUGAUAAAGGUAAAUCUUUCAUCUAAGGAAUUCUUGCAAUAUACCCCAUCUGGAGAUUGGUGUUCUACUUUAGGUAACGUGAAACAAAUAUUUGAGAAUCUGAUUUUCUGCUCCCUUCCUGUGCCUUCACAACAUCUUCUUGUGCUGCUCUUUGGCACGUUUCGAAUGGUGGCCGACUGUUCCGAAACAUACGGCACUAAGAUGAAUACGGAUGCAAUUGCGAUAUCUGUCGCUCCUUCCCUUUUCCAUUCGUGCAUUCAUGAUGGAAGACAGGUGAAAGUGGAAGAUGUGCAGAGAUUUAAGUUGGCAUCAGAAGUUGUGAAGAAUAUAAUUGCCUCAUUUGGUCACAUCAACCUUUUUCCACGAGAAUGCUAUGAAUUCUACGCUCGAAUUACUGGCAGAACAUUGCGUGUAGAUGAAAAUUGGCUUUUCUCUUUUCAAUAUCCGUCAAGUGUUGCUUCAUCGGCCGCGUUCAGUGCGAUGGCUGCGAGAUGUGCUGGUGCUUAUUCACUAGCUGCACUUCACUUGGAGGUGUCAGCAUUCGAGCCGUCGGAGGUUAUUGUAAGACUGGUGGUUCAUGGAAUGCACAGAACGUUUUCGUUGAAUCGUCACCCUUUAGCCCACACUACCGAUCACCCAAAACGACCCAAUCUCGGUUCGACGAUUGGCGUGGGUGUAAACGAAUUUGUUGACCUGAAACAAUCAGUUAGUUGUGACUUCUAA
This is a messenger RNA of Angiostrongylus costaricensis, 1023 nucleotides long. The record is from the annotation of a GenBank genome assembly. NCBI's taxonomy places the organism in Eukaryota, Metazoa, Nematoda, Chromadorea, Rhabditida, Metastrongylidae.